UAUUUAUCGUACUGUCCGUACCGUGGCGUAGCUGUAUGAAUCGCCAUUUUUCUCAGAAAUUCCUAUUCGCGGUGAAAAAGUGUGAAAAAUCAAGUGAAAUAAUCCCAUCCGUCCCCAAAAACCGAGUAAAUUGUGUCUCACACAAUCACAGUGGAAGAGUGCUCGCGAAAAUUGUGAGGGCACCUCAAUUGAUCUUAACCACCAGAAAACAUCGGAUUUCACCUCAGUCUUCAAACAUCCGGACAAUUCCAACAGCAGCCGAAGUGCACAAAACCCACGGAAUUCUACCCAACGACGAAACACUGAGAGGAAUCUCCUCGCCAAGGAUUAGAUCGAAGUCGGGUGGAAAACGGUGCAUUAGCCGCCCUUAGAGUGAGGGAAGAGAGCGUGAAAGCUAAAGAAAAACGACGAAGAAGGUGAUUUCAGUCAUCGUCUUCGUCGUGAAGCCAUCGGUUUUGGAAGAAGAAGCUGCAGAAUCAUCUGAAGGCUUCCUCUUGCCGCACAGAGCACACCUGAAGAGGAUCUACUGGAAGAGAGACAAGAGGAUUGUGAGACUAGAUAAUUGCGCGGAAGGAUCAAGUGGACAAGGCGACUGUGCCCAGAGUGCUGAGCGAAAGGAAUCUGUGGUGUGUUGAGCGUUCGCCGGAGUGCAAAGUGGGAGUUUUGCUGAUGAGGAUUCCCUGGCAGCAUGAGCACACUGGGGGGAAGUAGGGGGGAGCGCCAUGCAAAGCCCAAGUUUACAGCAUUAGACAUCAACAGUUUAUAUCGAACGAGUCGUGGUGAAUCUCUGGAACCGUCAACACAGAAGAAUACAGUACCUCGUAAACAUGGUAUGCAAAGUUUGGGAAAAGUGCCAUCGGCACGUCGGCCUCCCGCCAAUUUGCCGUCGCUAAAGGCGGAGACAUCGAGUCCAGGUGAGCAGCAGGGCACGUGGGGUGGUUCAGAGGCGUCAUCAGGUGGUACUGGUGCAGGAGCGGCGGCACAGGUGAGCACAACAGCGGCGGCGCAGCAGACGCCGGGUCAGCAGCACUUGCAGCAACACCAUCACCAUCAGCACCAGCAGCAGCAGCAACAGCAGCAGCCGCAGCAGACACCGGGACAGGUUGGCAAUUCGGUGCAGCAGCAGCAUCAGCUGACAAACACACUUGGUGGCAGCAGCAACAGUGCUCAGGCAUCGGGAGCGACAACAUGGAGUUCUGUGACAACUGGUGGCCAGGAGGCGACGGGCCAUCAGCCGCCGCACUAUCAGAGUCCGCAGUUUCAGCACGAGUUCCCCUCCCUGGAUGGAAGUACACCGACUGGCGGCAAGGGCAGUCAGCACCAUCAGCAGCAGAUGACACAUCCGAUAAUGCAUCAGCAGAGCGGCGCUGGAGCAGGAAAUGUCCCAGAUGGUGGAAUGAGCUUGAGACCACAGACAGAUGCAGCCAGUUGGAUGCAGCAACAGCAGCAAGGUGGCGCAAACGGCGGCGGUGGAGCUGGACAGCAGAACUCCCAGCAGGGCCCGGGCCUCCAUCAGGUGCCGCCGCAGUUUCGUGCACUCAUGCCGCCCUUCAUGUAUCGCUCAGGUGGAAGUGGAGGCGGCGGCGGCGGAGGCGGCCCCGGUGGCGGUGGCUUUGCACCGCCGCCCCUCAAUCCAGCCAGACCACGAUCGCAACCUGGAGCACAAUCUCACUAUGACGGUCCACCGGUUCUCACACACCAGCAGGGACCACCGUAUCAGGGCGGGCCGCCGGCCGGUCAUCGUGGUGGACGCGGUCCACCGCCGCGUGGCCGCCAGGACGACAGGCAGUCAUCACUGCCAUACAUUGAGCCCGAAGUGGCGAUGCUGCAGCGUCCGAUCAUCAAGGAGGAGGAACUUGAGCGCAUGGAGGCGAUUGCCAAGGAUGAAGGCUGGGCGAAGCACGAUGAAAUAGACUACAAUGCUAAGCUGAAUUUCUCCGAUGAUGAGACUGUUGAGGGAUCGGAAUCGGUGUCGGCCUCCAAGCAUGAUCAUGGGAAGGAGAGAGAUCAUCAAAAUCGACGAGGACAGCAGAAGGCAAUGAAUGAGGAUAAUCGCGCUGUGUGGAAUCGCGAACGCGAGAGAAUGGAAUGUGAGCGCAUUGAGAGGGAGAGAAAUGAGCGAAAUGAUCGCGAUCGACAGCAGGAUCACGGACGUCUGCAGCAGAAUGGACAUCGUGGUCUGGAUGCUGAGACAGUGGAGCGUGUGCAGAGGCGGAUGGAGGAGGAGGAGCGUCGUGCGUAUGAGAGGAAGCAGGCGGCGGCCAAGAAGUUGCAGGAACUGGAGCAGAAGAUGAUGAAGAAGAAUUCGGCGGAGAAGGAGAUGCUGGAUGUGUCGGGUGACAGUGGUGGCAGCGAUGAUCGUCGCUCUGGCAUGAUUAUAAGCUCCGAGGUGAGCAACUUCCGUGCUAUGACGCAGAUUGGCGAUGGACGUUCAUUCAUGAGUCGCGAGAAGGAGCGCCUUCGCAGCGAGAGAGAUGGCGAUAUGAAGAUGACACGCGACUAUGGACGCUACGAUAAGUACGAGAGGGACAUGAAUUCGCGGGAGAGAGAGUACAAGGAUGGAUCGGGCUACCGAUCUGGUGGCGAUCAGCGUGAUCGUGAUGGCAAUAUGUGCUUCUCCAAGCAAUUCAGAUCGAAUUUGCCGCCACGCUUUCAGAAUGCUGCCAUUCAGCCGCCGCCAGGUGGGCAAAUUGCGCCGACAGGACCGAGCGGCGGCGGCGGCGGAGUGGGUGGCGCGGGGCCAGUUUCACGAAACACUGCCACAAAUUAUUCGUCAAAUGAUAGCCAGAGUGGCAAGAAUAUUCCAUUUGCCCAGCAGUACGACAUCAGAUACAUUAACAGUCAGAACUAUGGGAAAUCUUCAGGUCCGACAUCGGGUCAGGCGCUGAGGAGAAGUGCUCCGCCACCCCAAAUGGGUGUUGGUGAGGAAAUGCGUCGGCGUCAGCGUGGUGACUCGGAGGAUGAUGAUCGCUUCAGCAGUGGCAGAGAGUCCAUUGGUCGCAAUUCAAUUGGCACACCACAGCUCGCGCGUAGCAUCUCGGAUUCUUCCCAGCGGAAGACAAGUGUGUCCAGUGAGGAGCCACAGCGUGUGGAGAGAUCCGAGUCGAGGGAGUUCAAUCAGCAGCCGCAGAGUGUGACCUCGUGGGCGGAUGAGUUGGAGAUGGUGGAGGGCAAGAAGAUUGCUGAAGUGUGUGGCGGAGGAUUAGCCAAUAAGAUUGACGAUGCAUGCGAGCAGUCUCAACAUUUGGAGGACAUCCAGCCCAAGCAGAUACUUCAGCGUGUUCCAAAGUCCAUAACGCCAGAAAUGCCGAAGGAGAAGGACGAGAGUGACAAGGAGAGUGGCAAGAGGAUGUCAGAGAGUCCGAAGAUUCAGCAGUGGGCAGAAAUGGGUGUUGACAGUGACAAGUGUGGGAAGGAAAAGCAGCCCUUGCUGGAGAAUAUUGCUGAGAAAAAGGAUGAAGAUGGGGACAUGACGAAGAAGGAUGAGAAGGAGAUAAUGGGCGGAGAUGAUGGAGGGAAGUUGCAGCAGGGCAAGCGUCCGAGCCCAAGAGGUGGUCGUGGUCAUGAUGAUAGAGAUCGUGGAGAUCGUGGACGCGAUCGCAGUGGAUACGGUUCAUCCAAUAUGUAUCGUGGCAGUGGCGGCGGCGGCGGAGGGAGUAGUUGGAAUAGGCGAGGUGGACGCAUGGAGCGUUCCGGACGUCAAUACGGAGGUGAAUAUUGGGCUCCGUCAGAUGGCGAUGAUGAGGAAGCUGGGGACGAAGAUUACGGUCGACGUGGAAAGGAUAGUGGCAGCCGAGGACGCAAGGACAGUGGACGCAGUGCCGGUGGUUCAGGCAUGAGGAAGGAUGAGGCGUUCACGCCUCGCGGAGAGCCAUCUCGCCGUGGUCGCGGUGGAGGUUCGGCGCCGUCAUUUAGACGUGGUGUCGGUGGCAGCAAUUCUGGAGGCAGUGGAGGUGGUUCAGGUGCUCUGAAGAGAAUUGACGGCUAUGGACCACCGAGUUCCAAGAGUCCUUUCGGUACAUCCGAUGAGAAGUCAUCGGCGAGUGAGUCAAAGGGACCGUCAGGGAAGAGCAUGAGUGCUGAUGAUCGCACGAAACUCAAUCAGAUGGCACUGUCGGCUGCGCUGGAGAGGAAGCCCAGCCAAAAGUCACCGCAGCCGCAGAGGAGCAGCAGUGGCACGAUGAAACCGCCUGGAAAGCCCAAUGAUGACACAUAUGAGAGCGCCUCGGAUCUCUCUGAUCCGCAGUAUGAGAAGAGGAAGCAGAUGACAAAGGGGAGCAGUGGCAAGACGGAGAAGAAGGAUUCGAGGAGUGGUGGAAUUAAGAAGGACACUCAAUCAUCGAAAUCGAGUGAAUCUCAGCCGAGCGAUGAGGGAAAGAAAGUACUUCCAGGUGGCUUAGUCAGUGGCAAGAAGGACGAUGCUGGUGGACAACAGCCGGGUCUGCAGAGGAGCAGCAGUGGAUUGAGUGCUUCGAGUCGAAGUGGCAGUAGCAAAUACAAGGAGGGCGAGAAGGAUCGAGGAGUGGCCUCCAAGGGACUGCAAAAGACAUCCGUGGGUGGAAUUAAGAUGUCUUCAUCCGUUACAACUGUCACUUCUGCUGGCUCAACCAGUGCCACGAAUGCUCAGUCUGCUGGACGCCGGGAUGAGUCGAAGAUGUCACAGAUGGAGCGUGAUCGUCAGUCGUCGCUGCGCCAGAAGCAGCUGCCACCGAGAUUGGCGGCCAAGCAGCGUGAGCGUCUGCAGCGACCGGGCGAAGUGAAUGGCAGUGCCAGUGGUGGACAGCAGAGCACUGGGAAUGCGUGGGAGAAACCACUGCAGCAGGAGGUGAAGGAAGACACUGGCGAGGGAGGUGACAAGUCGGCCACUGCCCAAGGAUUGGCACAACAAUCGGCAGGAGCACAGAAAACUGAUCCCAACAAGGCAAUGCUGGAUGGAUCUACGCCACCGGUCAAUACGAUCAUCUUCGAGAACACAAACUACAAGCAGGUGCCUCAGAUGCCCAUUAAGCGUCAGGGAUCUGCUAAUGAGGGCGUUGGGAAGAAGCAGGACGAGUCGGUGUUCAAGGGUGGUCCGCCGACACAGCAAGUUGGUGACAUGCUGGAUCAGGCGGCGCGUGUGCAGCAGCAACAGCAAGUCCAGACGGAGUCAAUCUCUUCAGCACUGUCAUCCAUGAACUUCAGCAGCAAGAGUGAGUCGGAGUAUGAGAAGGACAUGAAGCUGGCGUUCACAUUUGAAUCUGAAAUAUCUCAAUUGACGGAUGAUAAGAGCACAACAAAUCAGAAGAGUCUCAGCUCGAGUCUCUCACUGCCACGAUCGAUACAUAAUGUUGCUGCCACACAGCAGAGUAAUAGCACGAUUUCGCCAUCGACGGCGGAUUUGAACAUGAAGAUUGCGUCGGUGAAGAAGGUGUGGGAUCCGGCACCAUUCCUCACGCCCGUCCUCGAGCAACCAUCAGCCGAUGAUGGUAGCCUGAGCUUCGUCACGUCGUCCCAUCAGCAGCAUCUGCAUCAAUACACCCACGGGAAUCUCGCCCAUGUGCAGCAUGCAUUGUCACCCGGACCCACGUACUCAAACACUUUCGGACCGGAUCCCACCGCCCUGGAGCAGCACUUUGGCAAGAGUCAGGCUGACGGGGUGGUGGAACAGGACUCUGGCUACAGUCCGAGUCCACAGCACGUGGGUGGACAGCAUGGGGGGCAUCAGAGUGCUGCCAAUAUGAGUCUGAAGCACGCGGCAGAGAGUCUCGGCAAUAGUGGAAAUGUGUGCAAAGUCAAACCCACUCAGCAGCAGAUGCAUCAGUCGGGCUUGGGCUUGUCCCCACCUCCACUGCAGCCCAGUGCUCUCCAGGCGGCGCCACAGACAUACUAUCAGCCGUCACAAUUUGGCGGAAUGUCGGCCAUUCCCUCGCCACCGGCUGUGCUGUUCAACUCUUCAGCGAUGCCCUCGUAUGGACCAUUCCAGAUGGAGCCAGCCAAUAGAUCCCAAUAUUCACAGUAUCCUGGACACUAUGGCACCGCUGGCAAUGCACCCUAUUCCGCCUAUAUGCAGACAGCUCCGCCAAAUAUGCCCACAGCUCCUGCCCCAGACAUGUAUCAAUCACUGACCUCGCAGUUCCGAAUGGGUGGCGCUGUCCAGACACCGUUCAAUCAGUCCCAGCAGCUAAACAAUCCUUCAACUGUGCUGAUCUCCUCGUCAACCAACUCCCUCAUGUCUGCCUCCGUGAAGCCGUCAUCGCAGCAAAUUGGCGCCAUUGGCAGCAAGACGGGCGGCGUGAAUCAGCCACCGUAUCAGCAGCAAUACAUGGGAAUGUAUCCGCCACAGCAAGGUCCACCCAUGCAGAGCAACAGUUACUACAGCAACUCGGCGGGUGGACAAGGAGCGGCGUACUUUGGCGCCCCAUCGGCCGGAGCCACACAGAAUUAUGGUGUUCAGGCCGCAGCGGCGGGAAUGUUUGGCAGUCAUGGAGCUCCAGCGCCAAGCUCUGCACCGCCACCGCCGCAACAACAAGUGGCCAGUUUCGGAUCGCAAUUCCUCAAUUCGCCUCUCCUGGCCGCCGCCGCCAUGAAUCAACAAUAUCGCGCGGGACCAACUCAGAUGACAGCUUAUAUGAAUUCCAAGCAGCCACAGAGUCACAUGCAAGAUCCGAGUGGACGGCAAUUGAAGAGUCCUCUUAAUAGUGAUGGUGGUUUGGGUGUGAAACGUCCUCCACCCCAAUCCAGCCCCAUAACUUGGGAGUUGCAGCAUCAGCAGAGUCAGAACUCAUCACGUGGCAAUGCAAGUAAUUUGAGUCGCAGUGGUGGCGGAAGUCAACAGAAUCCGGGCGGUCAGCAGGGUCAGCAGGCGCCUCAGGGGCAGCAGGGACAGCAGCAGCCGGGAAGUGGAGGCAAUGGCCCAUCGCAGAGAUACCCAACGCCCAUCCAGCGACCCACGAACUAUCCCAAUCAGUCUCAGUCAGGCGGUGGCGGACAGCAGUCCCGUUCCGCCGGCGGAAGCAUGCGUCAACCGCCGACCUCUGGUGGGCCGCCGGGUGGAAAUCCCAACAAUAAGCAUUUCUACGGCGGCAGCGGAGGUGGCGGAGGCGCCAAUGCGGGUGGAUCGGGCGGCGGAGGAAGUGGCGGCAGCGGUGGAGCAGGAACUAGAGGAAAUCAUGGUGCUUCCGGACAAGAUCAGUCGAAUGUCGUCAAACAGAUGGAAAGUGGUGUGAGUGUAUCACAAGACGGUGGAGGCGUUCACAAGGAUGAUAAGGAUUAAGAGAGAGAGAGAGAGAGAAAGAAAGAGAGAAAUUAAUUUUAUUUCAUGCUGAGAGUGACGGUUUUUCUUUUCUAACUUUAUUCGAGAGUUGUAAGAUUUGUAGCGUGAGAUAAGAAAGAAAGAAAAAAAUUAUAUAUAUAUAUAAAAGAAAAUAUUACUGAUGAGAGACAGAAGGAAAAAAAAAUAAAGGAAAUGUUUUACGAUGACUGAUAAGCAACAAUGAUGAGAGAUGAUUGAAGGAUGUUUUUGGGACACACUCGUUUGGGAAAUACAGAGAAUUUUGAAGAAUUUAGUAAAUAUUGAUGAAAAGUACAGUGAAAAAAAAAUUUAAACAAAUAAUUAAAGUGAAGAAGAGAAGAAAAAUCUUUGUAUUAUUGUAAUACUGCUUUGAUAUACAGAAAGUGAGAGAGAGAAAAAAAAAUAACAAAUCUUUGUAGUGGCAAUGAAACAAUUUUUAACAGUUUUCUUGCAAUUCUUUCAUAAUGAGAAGAAAGAAAGAUAGGAAAAAAACAAGAGUUUUACAAUAACCAAAUGGUGUUUAGUGACUUUGGGGGUGAAGAAGAAGAAGAAGGCAUUCAUUGAAAAUAAAAGUAGACGUCUUUUGUAAACAAAGAAUCGCAGAAUCCAUUCAAAUACAGCACAAGUUACAUUUAAAAAAAAUAAAACUUGUAUUUUGCAAUGAUGACCGAUUAAUUUCCGACUAAGGAAGCAUGUAAACACAAAGUAGAAUUACUUGAGAUGCAAAUAUUUCGUUUGUUUCUGUGUGUUUAUUUUGAAAAAAAAAGAAGAUAAAAGUAUAUAUGAAAGAGUCAUUUUUGCAUUGAUAAACAAUCUAAAGUAAUUGUUUAUCUUACUACUCUUCAAGAUUUAAUAAACAAGUGUAAUUUUUACUAGACGUGCGAUUUAAAUAAUAAUAAUAAAUACAAGUAAUUAUUUUGAUCAACAAUAUAUCAUAUAGUAAAAUGGAGAAGAAGAAGUGAAAAAAAAAGUGAAAAGAGAUCACAUUUAUGAGAAGAAAUAUUAUGUUUAGGAGUAAUGUUUCUUAGCGAUUUCAUACCUUAGGAUAAACAUUAUAAAAAAAAGAAAAUAGAAGUCCUUCGAUGAGAGUAAAAGAAAAAAAAACUAUCAAGAUAAAUCAAAUAUUGCUUUUUAGCAGCAUUCAAGAGGAAGAAGAGGAAACAAAGAGACAAAAUGAUGGAGAGUAAAAAUGCGAUUUUGUGUGACGCUUUUGGAUUGGGGAACGGAUGGAAUUUUUCAAAUGAAAUCCAAAAGCUAAUAAAUAACUUAACUUGACUUUUCACCACUUUUCUUUGUGGGGCUAUGAAGAAAUGAGAAGAAGAAGAAGAAACAGUGAAAACUUAAUAAGUUUGUCCAGAAGCUAAUUUACAUGAUGAGUAAAAAAAACACAGUAAAAGAUGAAGAUGAAGAAGAAGAAACAACUUUUUGCCGCAAAGGAAGAUGUUCUCUUAAAGUGAGAACAGAACAAUAUUUUAAGAAAUUCUACAGAAGGGAAUUACAUUAAUUUUCAUGAAAAAAAGAAAUGCGAGAACAAACAGAGAGUUCUUAUUGAAAGAAGA
This is a messenger RNA of Phlebotomus argentipes, 8829 nucleotides long. It is a transcript of the gene nocte, whose product is annotated as protein PRRC2A. The transcript is spliced from 8 exons. The coding region runs from base 689 to 7252 and encodes 2187 amino acids. Gene Ontology annotation, biological process: cell differentiation. The record is from RefSeq and is a predicted model, not a curated record. Lineage: Eukaryota; Metazoa; Arthropoda; Insecta; Diptera; Psychodidae.